Solenopsis invicta (red fire ant) is the source of this 744-nucleotide messenger RNA. RefSeq lists its product as uncharacterized. The record is from RefSeq and is a predicted model, not a curated record. The transcript has 3 exons. Bases 196 to 744 code for a protein of 182 amino acids. NCBI's taxonomy places the organism in Eukaryota, Metazoa, Arthropoda, Insecta, Hymenoptera, Formicidae.
AUUAACAAAUUUUUUUCCUAACUUAUGUAUCUUUUAUCAUAUUAUUAAUUAUUAAUUAUAAUUAUUGUUCCAAAAAUAUUUCGUAAUCCAUAAGUAAUCAUUUUAUCAAAUUGUUCAUUAGAAUUUAUUACAAAUUCAUCGAAGCAUUCUGUUUAAUUGUACAAUACGUACAUUAGUGAUUGUGCACACUGUAUAAUGAGUUGGACAGUAGUGCAUUUCAUCAAAGAAGAAUCAGUAGAGGCUGUUCCAACAUCGUGGAUACAUGGUGAAACUUGUUAUUGGCCACCAUUUAUUGGUUCAAAAUUGGCAAAUUGCAUUAAUAAUUGCGAAAAACCUAUGCUAAAUACUUGGACGCUCCAUAAAAUCAGGGAACUUGGCAAUGGACAUACUUAUGACACUUUACACAAAGCAAAAGAAAAAGCUGCAUUAGCAGAAGAAACAUCUGAUUUAACAUCUAAUUAUGAAUUUGCAAAAAGAAACCGUAAGAGGAAAAGACAUUUUGGCGAUGAGGAUGAUUCACCAUUUAAUAGUUCGCUCGAAGAUGAAAUAACAUCGAAUUUAAAACUACCAGAACCACCAAAAAAAAAAGAUAUUGACAAGACAGAUAAACAGUUAAGCACACAAUUAUCUUUAAUAAACAAGGAAAUACAAAAAAAUGCACAAAUGCAAAAUAAAGUUAUUUACAGGAAGAAAAUAAUAAAAAAUAAUAAAAAGAGACCAAUAUCUAUAAAAACAUAUAAGUAA